Messenger RNA from Pundamilia nyererei, 1451 nucleotides. Its product is annotated as fucolectin-4-like. The record is from RefSeq and is a predicted model, not a curated record. NCBI's taxonomy places the organism in Eukaryota, Metazoa, Chordata, Actinopteri, Cichliformes, Cichlidae. Bases 287 to 1234 code for a protein of 315 amino acids. The transcript is spliced from 6 exons.
AAUUAGUAAUAAAGUUCAAUCAAGUGGAGCAGUAUGGCAAAACCGUAAUGAUCCACUCGGGGAAAUGAAGUCAAAUAGUAAUAUUAAACACGAAAGUGCAUUAAAUAAACAUUGUCAAAACAUUUCAAGGUGUCCAAAGGUGAUAAGUGGUGGGAGUAAACUCUGUAAUGUAAUGUGAUUGGAUAGUGUCCAUGCUGAAUAUGGUAUUUAAAGUAAAUAGUAAUGAUAAGCUUUGCCUUGCCUGAGAGUUGACUCUUUUUUGAUUACGUGAACAAAUUCAGGAAUUAUGAGCUUCAGUAGAGCAUCUCUUUUGCUCCUCUUUGUGCAGAUGUCCUCAGUCUUCACUUACCAAAAUGUGGCUUUACGUGGAAAAGCCACGCAGUCACGUCUAAUCGACCCGGGAGAGUGGGAUGGAUUUGCAGCAGCGGGUAAUGCUAUCGAUGGAAACCGUAAAUCUCGCUUUAAUUAUGGAUCAUGCAGUCACACUGCAACAGAGGCAAACCCCUGGUGGAGAGUAGACUUGCUGGAGUCCUAUAUAAUCACCUCCAUGAUCAUCACCAAUCGAGAAGACUGUUGCGAAGAAAGGAUCAAUGGAGCAGAGAUUCAUAUUGGCAACAAGUUACAAGACAAUGGCGCUGCAAACCCACGGGUUGCUAUAAUUUCUUCAAUUCCUGCAGGGAGCUCACACACGAUAACUUUCAGUAAUCGUGUGGAGGGACGUUAUGUCACUGUGCUUUUACCAGGUUCAAACAGAAUUCUUACACUCUGUGAAGUGGAGGUUUAUGGGUAUCAUGCCCCAACUGGAGAGAACCUUGCACUCCAAGGAAAAGCCACGCAGUCAUCAGUGCAGACCUUAGGGCUUGCAUAUAACGCCAUAGAUGGAAAUCGUAACAGCGACCCAGAAAAAGGAUCCUGCACUCAGACAAGCUAUGACAACAUCCCCUGGUGGCGACUUGACCUGCGCAAAACACACAAAGUGUUUUCUGUUAAGAUAGUAAACUCUGAUUCUGACCCAGAACGACUCAACAGGGCUGAGAUUCGCAUUGGAGACUCUCUUGACAACAAUGGCAACAGCAAUCCCAGGUGUGCUGUGAUCACAAGUAUCCCUGCAGGCGGCAUUCAAGAGUUCCAAUGCAACGGGAUGGAUGGCCGCUACGUUAACAUUGUCAUCCCAGGAAGAGAGGAAUAUCUGAGUCUGUGCGAAGUGGAGGUUUAUGGUUCUGUCCUGGAUUAGGUGGAAAAAUUAUUUCACUUACAGAAUUUUAACAAAUCAAAAGAAAUCCAUCACCCUAUGACAACUGGGAUAGGCCAUCAUAGGCAGGGGACACAGUGCCAAUUUAUCAGAAUAGAAUCAGAAGGCUAAUAAAGAGAGACCUGUAUUCCAAUCUGAGCAUCACACACUGACUUUGUGUAAACAACAGCUAAAGAACAGUUAGCUAAAGGCAGUUACU